CUCUGUGUGUUUAUCCGGCUGAGGACCGAAGACUCGGAAUACAGUUGGAUUUCAGACAACCUUGAUGGAAAACCUCGUAUGACCUGACAAGCUGAGGGUUCCUCAAAAAGGCAAAUAAUGCCAAGUUUACUCCAUUUGGACCGCAAUGAAGAGUGGACUUAUCCUAUUAAUGGGCCUUUCAUUGGUUGUUACCUUCACUUCCUCCUGCUUUUGCUAUGAGCACAGGAAGCUAGUGCCUGAAAAUGGGACAGACUUAGAGGAACAUGGAACUAAAUUCCUUGUUUCCAUCUCAGGAAGAAAACACUUUCCGAAAUUGUGAAUGGAAGGCUAUUCCUCCUAUAUCUUCCCCCUGGAUUUUCAAUAGCCAUUGAAUAGUUGAAAGAAAUAACCUAAGUGCUGAAAUUCCAUGAAAGGAAUAUUAGGGUCUCCUAAAUUCUUGGACCCUCAGCAAUACAUUUCAUGGAGGGCUUCAUUAACCCUUCACUCCUGGCCAAGCUGUUCAAUGGCAACUGGCAAGUCUCAUCACACAAUGUCUCUUGAGAAGAUGAACUAUCUCCAACUGAAUGAAGAGCCCCUAAAUACAGAAACCAAAGAAAUCAACGGGAUUCUCAUGACCAAGACGAUAAGUGAUAAUUGGGACAAAAUUUGGAACUUCCAAGCCAAGCCUGAUGAUCUGCUCAUUGCAACAUAUGCAAAAGCAGGUACGACCUGGACACAAGAGAUUGUGGAUAUGAUCCAAAAUGAAGGGGAUAUAAAGAAGUGCCAACGAGCUAACACCUUUGAUAGGCAUCCUUUUCUUGAGUGGGUUCUGCCUCCACCCCUCAAUUCUGGUCUGGAUCUAGCUAUUAAAAUGCCUUCUCCAAGAACACUGAAAACACAUCUACCUGUCCAGAUGUUACCACCAUCUUUCUGGGAACAAAAUUCAAAGAUAAUCUACGUGGCAAGAAAUGCAAAAGAUUCCCUGGUAUCUUAUUAUCAUUUCUCAAGAAUGAAUAAAAUGCUACCUGACCCAGGUACCUUGGAAGAAUUCAUUGAGGAAUUCAUGAAUGGGAGAGUGCUCUGGGGUUCCUGGUAUGAUCAUGUGAAAGGAUGGUGGGAUGCAAAAGAAAAACACCCCAUUCUUUAUCUGUUCUAUGAAGACAUGAAAGAGGAUCCAAAGCAGGAAAUCCAGAAGAUUUUAAAGUUCCUGGAAAAGGACUUAUCAGAGGAAAUCCUCAAUAAGAUCAUUUAUCACACCUCUUUUGAUAUCAUGAAGGAAAAUCCUAUGGCAAACUAUACUACAUUGCCUUCAAGCAUACUGGAUCACUCCAUUUCCCCAUUCAUGAGGAAAGGAAUGCCAGGGGACUGGAAGAACCAUUUUACUGUUGCCCAGAAUGAGAAAUUUGAUGAAGAUUACAAGAAGAAGAUGGCAGGAACCACUUUGACUUUUCGCACAGAGAUCUAAGGGAGGAAAUGAUGGAAACUCACCUAAAUUUUUUUCCCUGGAUUUUUUCCCCAUUAAAUCUCAUGGCCACAUGUACAUCAAACUAUAAAUGUCUUUUUCUGUCUUGCUCUUUCUACCAACACUCCAUUUUCUUAUCAGUUAAUCAGUAAGCUUUAUUAUUGCAUAUUAAACACAAACCAGGCAACGGUGAUAAAAAGACAAAAAUGAAACAAUUCCUCCUUCAGUGAGUUUCUACAUGUAUCAUCUCCUUAUU
Molecule: messenger RNA, 1697 nt
Organism: Vombatus ursinus (common wombat)
Lineage: Eukaryota; Metazoa; Chordata; Mammalia; Diprotodontia; Vombatidae
Product: sulfotransferase 1C1
Exons: 10
Coding region: 407-1444 (345 amino acids)
Biological process (GO): sulfation
Cellular component (GO): cytoplasm
Molecular function (GO): sulfotransferase activity
Source: RefSeq, a predicted model, not a curated record